Molecule: messenger RNA, 1538 nt
Organism: Brachypodium distachyon (stiff brome)
Lineage: Eukaryota; Viridiplantae; Streptophyta; Magnoliopsida; Poales; Poaceae
Product: formin-like protein 5
Exons: 1
Coding region: 377-934 (185 amino acids)
Source: RefSeq, a predicted model, not a curated record
AACCAGUUCUACUGUUACAGAACAGAGGAAAAUAUGAUUCCGACCGAAAAUGUGUCUUCAGAAUUUGCAAUAUCGCAUCUCCCAUCAAUGAGUACUAAUUGAGUCGACAGGACAAAGAACGAACCAUUAGUGAGUUUUAUCACAAGCUUCCACCGUCCUCGGGUUCCUGCCGUACGUACCUGCAAAAAAAGAUCGAGUUGCUGGCUAGGUUUUACAUUCAUCAACAACAUUGCUAGACAACUCGGAAGAAGGAGGAGGACAACGAGCAGCAGCCCCGAUCUCGUUUGCUUGUCGCUUCUUCUUGUAUAAAAAAGGAACCGACUUGGCGGUGUGCCGCUUUGGCUCUCUGCUAACCACUCCACCUCUCCCGCCUUAAAUGGCCUCUUCCUCCACUCCGCCGCCGCCUCAAGGGCUCGCCGACGACGACAAGAGGCCCCACAACCCCCUCCUCGCCGCGGCCGCGGCCGCCGCCCUGCUCGCCGUGCUCUACCUCCCGCUGCCCGUCCUCCAGCUGCUCCUCUCCCCCGCCCCGCUCUCCUCCGUCCUCCUCCUCCUCUGCCUGCUCCGCCUCGGCUCCCCGCCGCCAACUCCAUCCGCCACCGCUCCUCCCCCUCCCCCACCGGAGCGAGCCACAGAGGUCGCGCCGCCUCCACUUCCACCGCCGCCGCCCAAGCCCGCCCAGAACGCGGUGCUCCUGGAGGCCGAGUUCGCGUCGUGGGCUCCCAAAGGCCGGGCCCUGGAGGUGAUCCACGAGGAGUUCGAGGCGGAGUGGGGGCCCGAGGAGAUGGGCCUGCCGUGGACCUCGGAUUCCGACUCCGACAGCGGCAGCGACGACUACUACGGCGGCGGCCGCGGCCGGGAGGAGUACGGGAUGAUCGAGAUCGAGCUGGAGGAGGACAACCUCAUCGAGAUCGACAUCUCCAGUUGCCGGUGACGGAAGACAGGUUGCCGGCCCCGACAAUCUUGUCAGAGGGUUUUUUUUCCCCUUGGGGCGGGCUUCUUCUUGGUUCUUGCGGUUGGUUAAUUUUCCUUGACGACAACUUUUUGGCUGAUUCGGCGUGUGGAUUCGGGUGCCGUGCUUGAUGCCCCUCUGUUUAGAAAGAUGGCUUGCAUUGCUGCAAUGUACAUAUAGGUUUGGCGAGAUGAGAUACGGAGUGAGGAAGGCUUGUUCAUUUUGGCUAAUCUGACAUCUGAGAUGAUGGCAAGUUCAGUUAGAUCCUACAGUAGUUUUGUGUGACACUUACUUUUAAUCACUUGAUUGAAGGAAUCGAGUUGCGGUACUAGUUGCAUUGGCCUCUAUCUAUACUAGCACUCCAGUUGUUAACCAAGCAACAUGAGCUAUAUUGUCAAUGGUGGAAUCUGUUGUUCCAAUGAACAUUAGUAGUACGGAGUACAAGAUGGGCAUAUUUUUCUUCUUUUUUCUAGCAGCAUGAGCUAUUGUCAGUCAAUUGUUGAACCACAUUGCUCCUGCACUGGUGUAGUGGUGUGUAAUGUUUGUUGCUAUUCGAUUGUGAAUUGUGCUCGAGUUUGACGUUCAA